UCCUAGGCAUCGCUAACUAGUGAAGUAUACCAGACGGAAAUGUCUUUGAAGCUGUCCCUUUAAAACUCGAGCAAGCUAUCAGGCAAACUCCGCCUCCAGGGAGGUUCCUUAUUUAACAGGAGCCAGCUGGCUGGGUCAGAGCUCAAAACCCCAAGCAAUACCUGCUACUGAGUAUUUUUCUCCGGACUGCAGCCGGUCGGCAUGGCUCAAGAGUUUGUCAACUGCAAAAUUCAGCCUGGGAAGGUGGUUGUGUUCAUCAAGCCCACCUGCCCAUACUGCAGGACGGCCCAAGAGAUCCUCAGUCAAUUGCCCAUCAAACAAGGGCUUCUGGAAUUUGUCGAUAUCACAGCCACCAACCACACUAACGAGAUUCAGGAUUAUCUGCUACAGCUCACCGGAGCAAGAACGGUGCCUCGAGUCUUUAUCGGUAAGGAUUGCAUAGGCGGAUGCAGUGAUCUAGUCAGUAUGCAACAGAGUGGGGAGCUGCAGACGCGGCUGAAGCAGAUUGGAGCUCUGCAGUAACCACAGGCAGAGCAGGUCCCACGCUGACGUCCCUCCUCAAGAGCUGGAUGGCAUUGCAAAUGAUGACAGUGUUUCCUGGUGGAUGCAUUUGGGAGCACAAACAGCUUUUUUCUUUUGGCUCUAUUUAAAAGUGGAUCAACUUGCUCUUAACCACAGUGCCAAGAAGAUUGACAGGCCAUCGUUUUCUUCUAGAUGCGCUCUUUGGUUUUCAGAAGACUAUGACAAGUUCUCGGCUAGGAUUCGUUCACUGACCCUCAAUUGUUCUUUCUCUUGGGCACGAAUUUCUUUCUUUCUUUGCUUUCCUUUCCUUUUUCCUUUCCUUUCCUUUCCUUUCCUUUCCUUUCCUUUCCUUUCCUUUCCUUUCCUUUCCUUUCCUUUCCUUUCCUUUCCUUUCCUUUCUUUCCUUCUUUCUUUCCUUCCUUCUUUCUUUCUUUCCUUCUUUCUUUCUUUCUUACUGUCCAUUAGCUGAAAUCUUUCUUUCAGAUGGAGUCUUGCUCUGUCACCCAGGCUGUAGUGCAGUGGCACAAUCUCUGCUCACGGCAUCCUCCGCCGCCUGGGUUUAAGCAAUUCCCCUGCCUCAUCCUCCUGAGUAGCUGGGACCACAGGUGCGUGCCACCACGCCCGGCUAAUUUUUUUGUAUUUUAGUAGAGACGGGGUUUCAUCAUGUUGGCCAGGAUGGUCUUGAUCUCCUGACCUCGUGAUCCACCUGCUCAGCCUCCCAAAGUGAUGGGAUUACAUGCGUGAGCCACCGCACCCGGCCUGGCACACAUUUCUUACUGUUCUCCAUGUGUCGGCAUGCCUCUACCGCUAAGCCAGUGUUUUUCAAGUAUGUUUAUCUGGACUCCUUCUCUACAAUGAGGAAUCCAUAGUUGGUUUUCUGCUACUGUCCAUUAGCUGAAAUCAUUUCGCUGCUUGAUUUUAUGGAGUUUGUGUUAUGAAAUCAGUGAGUAUUUUGAAUGUUCAUUCAAACUACAUGCAACUCUCCACUAACCCCACCCCAUCCCAUCCUACCUUGAGAAUCACUGCUCUGAACCAGUGUUCCCAAGCUUGUCCUCUCACAGAUCUCAUAGGAAAUGAUCUUAGGAUCCAAUUGGAGAAAUCACAUGAAAAGUUAGCAUAGUUGGUCUUGGUGUCACAUGGAUCAGAGGCACAAGCUCAGAAGCUGUGAGCACGUGGAACACGCGGUUAUUUAAGCUGGCCAUCCAGACAAUCCUGAACACUGUAUCUAUUUGAUUUAGAGUACCAGCAAAAAUUAAAGCAAAAAUGUAAAACAUUUGAGAAAAUUAACAGCUCCCUACCCCAAGAGUACAUCUGUGAAAGAGCCCCACACAAUUUGAAAACUGAAGACUCCCUUAUCAUGAAGUUUGGCUGUUCUAGAACUGUAAGAUUGUUAAUUCCCUUCUUCAGUCCCUAGUGAGAACACUUAAUUUCUUUUCUAAUAAAAAAAAUACCUAUAGAUGACUCAGUGAUUUUUGUCCAAUUUGUUUCCAUGUUCUUCUCAAGACAUUAAGGAAUGUUACGUGAAGUACACUGACUUAAAACUAUGUCUGUGUUUAACCCUGCCGUUAUAAAUAAAGACAUGUGCUGCUGUCA
Callithrix jacchus (white-tufted-ear marmoset) is the source of this 2115-nucleotide messenger RNA. RefSeq names its product glutaredoxin (gene GLRX). The record is from RefSeq and is a predicted model, not a curated record. Gene Ontology annotation, molecular function: glutathione disulfide oxidoreductase activity. NCBI's taxonomy places the organism in Eukaryota, Metazoa, Chordata, Mammalia, Primates, Cebidae. Gene Ontology annotation, cellular component: mitochondrion.